UAGUGGAUCGUGGUGAAUGCAGCUUUCCGAAGACAAAACCCUGGUGCGCUAUUGCUGCUGCAGGUAUCUCACUGUCACUGCUCGACUCGGACUGCUCUAGUGAAAGGAUGGCACACUCUAAUGGACCCACCACCCAAAUUGCUCACGUAUACAGGGGAACAUUUAUACACUCUACCCACCAAACAGCGCUGCAGCUCCUGGAAGAUACGCUCCUUGGGGUGGAUGAAGACGGAAAGAUUGCUUUCAUUGGGAAAGGUGCAGAGUUAGACAGACUGUCUAAGAGAUUUGGAUUCAGUCCGUCUGAAGUCACUCAACUGGCUCAACAUGAGUUCUUCAUGCCAGGACUGGUGGACACGCACAUCCAUGCGCCUCAGUACAGCUACACUGGCACAGCCUUGGACAUGCCCUUACUGCAGUGGCUCAAUACCUACACCUUUCCUGUGGAGUCAUGCUUCAAGGACCUGGAGGUUGCCCAAAGGGUGUACUCUCAAGUAGUGAAAAGGACCCUGAGGAACGGAACAACAACUGCAUGUUACUUUGCUACCAUUCAUACAGAUGCCUCUCUUCUGCUGGGCAAGAUUGCAAAUGAUUUUGGACAGCGUGCCCUGGUGGGCAAGGUGUGUAUGGACAGGAACAAUUCUGUGAAACAUUACAAAGAGACCAAUCAGGAGUCUCAGGAGGAAACCUGUCGGUUCAUUGCCGAGCUCUUAAACAAAAAGUAUCCUCUGGUGAGGCCAGUGGUGACGCCCCGCUUCGCUCUGUCCUGCACAGGAGCUUUGCUGGGACAACUUGGAGCGAUUGCUAAGAAUAACAACCUGCACAUUCAGAGUCAUAUUAGUGAAAACGUAGAGGAAAUUAAGCUUGUAAAGGAGCUGUUUCCUGAAUCAAAGUCUUACACAGACGUGUAUCACAAACACAACCUGCUCACGGACAAGACAGUGAUGGCCCAUGGCUGCUACCUCAGUGAUGAGGAGUUGGCUCUGUUCAGAGAGACAGGAGCCUCUUUGUCUCACUGUCCCAACUCUAACAUCUCGUUGUGCAGUGGUAUGUUGGAUGUCCGCAACGUCCUGAAACACAAAGUGAAGUUGGGGCUGGGAACAGACGUGGCGGGGGGCUACUCUGCCUCUAUGCUGGAUGCUGUGCGGAGAACUCUGGACACAUCCAAAAUCUUGACCAUCCAGAAUCCAGAACAUGACACACUCACCUUUGAGGAGGUGUUCAGACUGGCCACACUGGGAGGAAGCCAAGCUUUGUCCCUGGAUGACCAGACAGGGAACUUUGAGGUGGGGAAAGACUUUGAUGCCCUGAGGGUGAAUGUAGCUGCUCCUGGUGGACCCAUCGACAUGGUCCAGUGUGAGGGACCAAAGAUUAUUUUGGAAAAGUUCUUGAAUUUGGGUGAUGAUCGUAACAUAGUCGAGGUGUUUGUGGCCGGGAGGAAGGUGGUACCAUUCGCAGAGUAAACGCUUUGGUCACCCCCCCACCCCCCCCCCCCAAUAUGUGCAGCCCAAGAAGGAUUAGCUGGACAUUUCCUACCUGUGCAUGAACUUCACUGCUGCACAAUUGUAUGGAAUUAAUUAUCACCAUGAACGUUUUACUGUUAACAGAUUACAAGACUGUGGUCAGAUAAUCUUGAAAUGGAUCUGUUCUUGAAGCCUCAAAGGGGAAGUACUAGACUUCAAAACAGGAAUUAAGGGACUUAUUAAGUGCUGGGAAUUUGUUGAUCUUUAUUUUUGUGUGCUAAAACCUUUGCAAAUCUCUUUUUUUUAUGUUCAUGUACACACUGUUGUAGCCUUUUAGUUAUAUUUACCUCAACUGCUUACUUAAACUAACUAAUAUUCAAGUACUGGUGAUGGCAGUGCGCUAACUGCAACACAUUUUCCGUUGCAUGUGUUGCCUCAAGAAAUUUAAACUGCACAAUUGUCUAUAAAGUGAAGUGACAUAUUAACAUAGGACUGCUGGUGACGUAAAGCUGCUCGGUGUUGCCGCAGUCACCUGAUUAUCUUCAGUGACUUAGUGAUCUCAUUUUCAUGCAUGUGUAGCUAUAAAACGCUUCAUGAUCAGAAGACUGCGUUUUACUUGAGUUGUAAUCGUUGCUCCUUUAGUUUUUACACUGUACACUCCACUCCAGGCGUUUAAAACCACAAAGGCACAAAAGCAUUUUAUAGCAAUCUCUCAGUUUCAGUAUGAUUUAUAUCCACAUCAGAUUGCAGCUCCCAGUGUGGUGAAACUGGGAAGUCAUUAAAAGUUACCAUUCCAGACUGUUCUCUGUUUAUUGUUUAUUUUCACAUUACACUUUACCUGGAAAUCAGUGGAAAGUGAAAUUGUUCUUAACCUGGUGCCUUAUUAUCAGAGUCAAUUAUUUUUGAUACAGUUUUGUCAUACGAACCUCAGAUUUUCUAAUCAAUUCAAAGUUUUACUACUGAGAUUGUUGAUUGCACUACUACUAGGUCGUCCUCAGACGGGCUCUCCAUCUGUGCUUCCAGUCAUCCCGAUCCUCCAUGUAUCUGGCUAGCUCCCCAGUGUUUUCUGCUCCCGCAUCUUUCCUGAGUACGUCCACAUAUGUUAUUGCGGGACGCCCUCGUGAUCGGUGCACGUGUGUUGGCUCCCGCAGCACAAGUUUGCUGGCUGGCAGCUCUUGG
Molecule: messenger RNA, 2639 nt
Organism: Cottoperca gobio
Lineage: Eukaryota; Metazoa; Chordata; Actinopteri; Perciformes; Bovichtidae
Gene: gda
Product: guanine deaminase
Exons: 14
Coding region: 108-1460 (450 amino acids)
Biological process (GO): guanine catabolic process
Cellular component (GO): cytosol
Molecular function (GO): zinc ion binding; guanine deaminase activity
Source: RefSeq, a predicted model, not a curated record